Fraxinus pennsylvanica is the source of this 1548-nucleotide messenger RNA. Lineage: Eukaryota; Viridiplantae; Streptophyta; Magnoliopsida; Lamiales; Oleaceae. The record is from the annotation of a GenBank genome assembly.
AUGGCGUUGGCAAUGGCUCUCCGGCGGCUUUCCUCCACCGUUGAUAAACCCGCAAAGCGUCUCUAUAAUGGCGGCUCCCUUUACUACAUGUCAUCUUUGCCAAAUGAAGCAGUGUAUGAGAAGGAAAAAAAUGGUGUCUCGUGGCCAAAGCAACUGAAUGCUCCACUAGAAGUUGUUGAUCCUGAGAUUGCUGACAUUAUCGAGCUCGAGAAAGCCCGACAAUGGAAGGGACUGGAACUUAUUCCUUCGGAGAAUUUUACUUCGGUCUCUGUGAUGCAAGCAGUUGGUUCAAUUAUGACUAAUAAAUACAGUGAAGGAUACCCUGGUGCUAGAUACUAUGGAGGAAAUGAGUACAUUGACAUGGCAGAGACUUUAUGCCAAAAACGUGCUUUGGAAGCAUUUCGGUUGGAUCCUGCAAAAUGGGGAGUGAAUGUGCAGCCUCUAUCAGGAUCUCCGGCAAAUUUUCAUGUUUACACUGCAUUACUUAAACCACACGAGAGAAUUAUGGCCCUCGAUCUUCCUCACGGUGGGCAUCUUUCACAUGGAUAUCAGACUGACACGAAGAAGAUAUCGGCAGUCUCUAUAUUCUUUGAGACUAUGCCUUACAGAUUGAAUGAAAGUACUGGCUACAUUGACUAUGAUCAGAUGGAGAAAAGUGCUACACUGUUUAGGCCGAAGUUAAUAGUGGCUGGUGCCAGUGCUUACUCCCGUCUCUAUGACUAUGCACGCAUUCGGAAGGUUUGUGACAAGCAGAAAGCAGUUAUGUUAGCAGAUAUGGCACACAUUAGUGGAUUAGUAGCAGCUGGUGUUAUCCCUUCGCCAUUUGAUUAUGCCGAUGUUGUUACGACAACGACCCACAAAUCACUUCGUGGGCCUCGUGGUGCCAUGAUUUUUUUCAGGAAGGGCGUAAAAGAGAUCAAUAAACAAGGAAAAGAGGUAUUGUACGACUAUGAAGAUAAAAUCAAUCAAGCUGUCUUUCCUGGACUUCAAGGCGGCCCUCACAAUCACACUAUUACUGGUUUAGCAGUGGCGCUGAAACAGGCCACGACUCCCGAAUACAAAGCUUACCAAGAGCAAGUCAUGAGUAACUGCUCAAAAUUUGCCCAGACUUUGGUCGAGAAGGGCUAUGAAAUCGUUUCAGGUGGAACUGAGAACCACUUAGUUCUAGUCAAUUUGAAAAACAAGGGUAUUGAUGGUUCCAGGGUUGAGAAGGUGUUGGAGUCUGUCCACAUUGCAGCAAACAAGAAUACAGUUCCUGGAGAUGUAUCUGCAAUGGUUCCUGGUGGCAUCCGAAUGGGAACUCCGGCUCUUACUUCUCGGGGAUUUGUUGAAGAAGAUUUUGUUAAAGUUGCCGAGUUUUUCGAUGCUUCCGUGAAGUUGGCAGUGAAAAUUAAGGCUAACACUCAAGGGACAAAGCUGAAGGACUUCGUGACUGCAAUGCAGUCGAGUGCCUCCGAGAUUGCAAAACUUCGCCACGAUGUGGAGGAGUACGCGAAGCAAUUCCCAACAAUUGGAUUUGAGAAAGAAACCAUGAAGUACAAGAACUGA